This is a messenger RNA of Kockovaella imperatae, 2036 nucleotides long. RefSeq lists its product as hypothetical. Gene Ontology annotation, biological process: regulation of transcription by RNA polymerase II. The coding region runs from base 38 to 1939 and encodes 633 amino acids. Lineage: Eukaryota; Fungi; Basidiomycota; Tremellomycetes; Tremellales; Cuniculitremaceae. The transcript has 6 exons. The record is from RefSeq and is a predicted model, not a curated record. Gene Ontology annotation, molecular function: RNA polymerase II cis-regulatory region sequence-specific DNA binding; DNA-binding transcription factor activity, RNA polymerase II-specific. Gene Ontology annotation, cellular component: nucleus.
ACCGACUUCUUGCCCUGCUCUUUUGUCAAGUCACGAGAUGUACUACGAAGGUGACGGUAUAGAGACUGUCUUUGACGGUAUCCUAGAUGGACCAGUUCAAGUACGAGACAGCCAAGACCACUCGCCACCAUUAGUCAAAGAAGCCUCAAAGUCGCCUAUAAUCCGGCAUGAAUCUCAGCAGUCGCCUCCAGACGCAAACGCGAACAAUGAAGAUUCAGCAGCCAUCGAAGAGGCUCAAAUCGACCCUGAACUCAUCGAUGUCGUGUCUGACGAGCGACAAGCUACCACAUUCGAUGCUAUCCCAAAGCAAGCUUUGUCGGGAAGUUUUGGCAUCGAUGUGCCUACUUCGAGCCUCGACGUUACGGUCGACACGUCACGUCCGGUCCAUCCCGCUCUUCGAUUGGCCAUGGACACUGCUCUACCUGCUUCAUCCAGUGCGUCUCCUGCCACUCCCAUCGGUCUGGGACACGAAGGACUCUAUCAUGGCUACGACAUGAGUCGACGGGGAUCAAGUGAUGACUUUGACAGCUACGUCGAUGCCACAAAGGGCAACUCGACUUCUUUGGGCAGUGAAAGCGAGUAUGAUUAUGGCAUGAUUGAUAAUGCGAUUCCGGCUGGCGGUCUCGGUGAUAGCGAUCCUGGCGUUCCACCGCCACGGUCGAUGCCCAAAAAGAGCCACGCGAGAAAGCAACCCGAGGGCCACAUCAAACGAGCGAGAAAUGCGUUCAUCCUGUUUCGAAAGCAUAUCACUGAUUCGAACCUGAUUCCACCAUCGGUCGAAGUUAAGCAUCAGAAUAUCUCCGUUGUUGCGGCCAAGAUGUGGAGAGAGGCACCCCAAGAAGUCCGCCAAAAGUUUCAAGAGCAGGCGCGGAUCGAGAAAGAAGAGCAUCAGAGGAAAUAUCCUGGCUAUCGGUACCAGCCCGUGUUCAGGCGAACCGAUAUCAUCCGAAGACGUGUUCGGAAGGAUCCAGCUGAGGAUGACAAGGUCGAGGCCGUGGCCGAAGCUUUGAUCAAGGGAAAGGUCGGGAACGAUCUCGAGAAGGAUAUCAAGGAUCAAAUGGCCACGAGAAGUGAUAUGAGUGAGACCGAGUCUGACCAGCCUGCCCGAACCAGUCGCCGACGCAGGAAGGACGCCGGUCAAUUGUCCAAGGGUGCGAUUCGAGCUCAACGAGCUCAAGCUCGAGCCAAGGCGAUGCGGCAGAACCUUCUCGGAUCGAAUAUCCUGAGUAUGAGCAUGUACAAUGCUGCUGCUCAAGCGAAUGGACGCAUGAAUCACCCCGGAGCUCAACAUCAUCUCCAAUACGCUAUGGCCGAACAGUACCUUCCUAUCGGAUACGACAUGCAGCCAAUAUACGACCAGUCGAUCUAUCCUGCCCAGAUGGACGCUGGCGAAAUGUAUAGAUUGCCUCCGAUCGAUAACGUCGGAGCGAUCUAUGAAGGGAAUUGGACUCAGGGAACCGACUACUGGAACGCUGAAACUAUGGGACACCUACAAGAAUACCCUGUGCCUCAUCCUGGACUGCCGGGACAGCAGCCGAUCGCCAAUACCGACUACUAUGCCCCGCCUCCUCUUCAGCCUGGAUCACAUCACGAGUAUGCCCUUCAGCCAGGUCAGCACCCGCCUCAAGGAGAACCUGGACCUUUACCGAGAGAUCUCAGCCACGGUCUCCCGGCAGAGUAUCAACUACCGCCUCUCGACAGACAAGCUCAUCAUGGUCAAAUCGAGUUCGAGAAGCAUCGAGAUGUCAUGUUCCCAGAUUGGGCGAGAGACGGACAACAGACACCAUCUGGCCAUGUCGUAUUCAACGAGCGUCUUUUCGACGGAGCGUUAGGCAGUGCCACUUUGCCUGCCAUCGGAGUUGAUACUGGUCCUAGAGACGAGGGACUAGCAGGAUUCGACGAGGCUAUAGCUCAGGCUAAUGACGUGUCCCACUGGUGAGAUGGAAUACAAGGCUCGAGACUGCAUAGCUACGGCAGCAACAUAACAUCAGACAUUACAUGCAACAUAAACAUGCAGGGAUAUGCAUCAUGUGCCA